Ochlerotatus camptorhynchus is the source of this 916-nucleotide messenger RNA. RefSeq names its product splicing factor 3a subunit 2 (gene Sf3a2). Gene Ontology annotation, biological process: spliceosomal complex assembly. Gene Ontology annotation, cellular component: catalytic step 2 spliceosome; U2 snRNP; nucleus. The record is from RefSeq and is a predicted model, not a curated record. NCBI's taxonomy places the organism in Eukaryota, Metazoa, Arthropoda, Insecta, Diptera, Culicidae. Gene Ontology annotation, molecular function: zinc ion binding; nucleic acid binding. The transcript is spliced from 2 exons. Bases 105 to 866 code for a protein of 253 amino acids.
CGCGUCGGUCGAUGUUGUGUCGCGUUGAAUAUCUUUGAAAAAUUGUUUUAUUUUCGCACAACUGAGCUUAAUUACGGCUUAUUUCGUAAGACGACCGCCAGAUAAUGGACUUCCAGAAUCGUGCCGGGGGCAAAACUGGCGGUGGUGGCCCUGCCUCCUGGUCGGAAAGCAACCGCGACCGACGAGAACGUCUCCGACAACUGGCUUUGGAGACCAUCGAUCUGAACAAGGAUCCCUACUUCAUGAAAAAUCAUCUUGGUUCGUACGAAUGUAAGCUCUGUCUGACGCUGCAUAACAAUGAAGGAAGCUAUUUGGCCCACACUCAGGGUAAGAAGCAUCAAGGAAAUCUCGCUCGUCGUGCAGCCAAAGAAGCGAAGGAAGCGCCCUCCAGUAUGCAACCGGAGAAACCCCGGAUCGAGCCGAAAAAAUUUGUCAAGAUUGGUCGUCCCGGUUACCGGGUGACGAAGCAACGUGACUCGGACAAUGGUCAGCAGUCGUUACUGUUCCAGAUUGAUUAUCCGGAAAUAACCGACGGCAUCAUUCCGCGCCACCGUUUCAUGUCGGCAUACGAACAGAAAAUUGAACCUCCAGACCGUAAGUGGCAGUAUCUGCUGUUUGCGGCGGAACCAUAUGAAACAAUUGCUUUCAAGGUUCCCUCCCGGGAGGUGGAGAAAACUGAAGGUAAAUUUUGGACCCAUUGGAACAAGGAUACGAAGCAGUUCUUCCUGCAAUUUUCGUUCAAGUUGGAACCGAAGAUUAUUCCGCCGCCUCCGCCAAACAUGCGCGUUCCACAUCCGGGACGACCAAUGUUCAACCCGGUUCCACCGCCCCCGAUGGGAAUGAUUCCUGUUCCUCCACAUAUGUGAGUUGUAAGUAUUCGAAUAAAUUGAUUUGGGAUUUUCUUUAUGUAGGAAAA